AACAGCCGUAAUUGGACAACUUGACAGCGUGUUUGGACAAACGCAGGCUCCUCCACUGGGCAUGCUCCAUCUGCUGUGAGGGAAGAGCUGGGCACGGUGUGAAUAACAGGCAGUUUGGGCGUUUUUUUUUCUUUUUUUGGAGGAGGACUGUCGCCCUCUCAUCUGCAUCUGAUUUAGUUAUUCAACCACACACAGCACAUAAAGAGCUUCUUCCUCACGUCGAAUACACCAUGGAUGUUUUCUUCCUAGCAAUGUAUGAAUGACAGGGGAAAGUCCCUGAGGAGGAGAUCAUCUCUCCGCUGAGACAAAGACCUGCUGCAGCCCACAGCGUCGUUACACGCAGAGAAGGAGCGGGGCUGCGCGUCGGUGUGAAGGAGGUGAGUCUGUAGGCAGCAACAAACAGAGGAGGCAGAGGAAGAAAGCAGAGCCGAGGCUCCAUCAGGCGCUGUCCACUCAGCACCACCGCAGUCACCUUGCUGUGAAAGUCACAAACCUGCUCAGGACUGAUCGGAUCAAUCAAACAGGAACUUAGGGAAGUCUAAUGAGCUGGCGCGAGGGAACGGUGCCAGCUUUUUUAUCUCGACAUCUUGGAUGUAGCGACGAUGUGACGUCCAUUCUUGAUGUGAUGCCAUUGGCUGCCAUCAUUUUGGAUUUCGAUUCUAUACCCUCCAGUGAGUCCGGCAGCUAUACACGCUGAGGAUCCUCCAGUUGCAUGACAGGUGAUUGUAGAAAAUACAGGGGACUAAAUGGGGAUGUAGCCUGCGCGUCAAGCUUUUCUUUCAUACUUAUGAGACACGACAGGUUGCUUCACGCGCUGCUUUUCCUUAUAUAAUUGUUGAUUUCUGCUGUGCACGAGGACACGGUGCGCCUGGACUUACCUUUGCGAUGAAGGGAACUUAUUGGAGAAAUGCCUAGGGGACGCAAUGGGCCUGAGCGACGACAAGGAUCGCAUUGUGAUAAACGUGGGAGGGAUCAGACAUCAGACAUACCGCAGCACCCUGCGCACCCUACCUGGCACUCGCUUGUCCUGGCUGGCCGAGCCUGAUGCCCCAAACCACUUUGACUAUGAUGCCAAGAUCGAGGAGUUCUUCUUCGACCGCCACCCUGGCGUUUUUGCACACAUCCUUAAUUACUACAGGACAGGUAAGCUGCACUGCCCGGCUGAUGUCUGCGGGCCCCUCUACGAGGAGGAGCUGGCCUUCUGGGGCAUUGAUGAGACAGACGUGGAGCCAUGCUGCUGGAUGACCUAUCGCCAGCACCGGGAGGCGGAGGAGGCCCUUGAUAGUUUCGGCGGGGGGGGCUUGUUAGACCUGGUGAACGAGGAUCUGGAGCCUGAGCCGGAGCAUGCUGAGGAUGAUGUGGAUGAGAUGACAAGGGGGCUGGCGCAGGUAGACACACAUGACGCCAGGAGUGGAAGCCUGUGGAGCCGGUGGCAGAAACGUGUUUGGGCUCUGUUUGAGGACCCUUACUCCUCUAAAUAUGCAAGGUGGGUGGCUCUGGCCUCACUCUUCUUCAUUUUGGUGUCCAUCACCACCUUCUGUCUGGAGACCCAUGAGGCUUUCAACCCCAUCAUCAACCGCACUGAGCAUGAGUUGGUGGACAACAUCACAAUAGAGCACACCUACCAGGAGACAGAGACUGCGGCCUACCUCACCUACAUUGAAGGAGUUUGUGUGGUUUGGUUCACUUUUGAAUUUCUAAUGCGAAUAACUUUCUGUCCAAAUAAAUUUGACUUCAUACGGAACGCCCUGAACAUCAUCGACUUUGUUGCCAUCCUACCCUUCUACCUAGAGGUCGGCCUCAGCGGCCUCUCUUCCAAGGCAGCUAAAGAUGUGCUGGGUUUCUUGAGAGUGGUCCGCUUUGUUCGAAUCCUGCGUAUCUUCAAGUUGACCCGUCACUUUGUGGGACUGAGGGUGCUGGGCCACACCUUGAGGGCCAGCACCAAUGAGUUCCUGCUCCUCAUCAUCUUCCUCGCCCUCGGUGUCCUCAUCUUUGCUACCAUGAUCUACUACGCUGAACGAAUUGGAGCUAACCCUAAUGACCCUCGAGCCAGCGAACACACGCACUUCAAAAACAUCCCGAUAGGAUUCUGGUGGGCUGUGGUGACCAUGACCACCCUCGGCUAUGGAGACAUGUACCCUCAGACGACCUCUGGCAUGCUGGUUGGAGCCCUGUGCGCCUUGGCUGGUGUGCUUACUAUCGCCAUGCCUGUCCCUGUAAUUGUCAACAACUUUGGAAUGUAUUACUCCCUAGCCAUGGCAAAACAGAAACUACCAAAGAAAAAAAAUAGGCAUAUCCCUCGGGCACCACAACCAGGUUCUCCAAACUUCUGUAAGUCCAGCAUCAGCUCCCAACAUCAGAGCCCCCUCGCCCAUGACGACGUUUUUGAGAUUAAGUUUCAAGAUUCCAAGCUGAACGGUGAGGCAGCUAACGCAGCUCUGGCCAAUGAAGAUUGCCCUCACAUAGAUCAGGCCAUAUCUCCCGAGGAAAUUUUCAGCCCCAGUGAGAGAGAGCGGCCCUGCUUCCUGGUCACGACUGCUGAACGCCCCAACCAUACGGGGGGCAGAGUGAGGAGGGAGACCCAGCGACAGCACCGGAGCAGACAACCAACAGAGUCAGUUUGUGUUAUGAACCAUGGUGUACCUACCACUAUGUGUAUGACCCAUAAUGGCCCAUCACCCACCUGAUAGUGCUGUAGCAUUGUUGUGUGUAUUACUUAGUAUUUUUAAAUGGGUGUGACAGUGACAACCUGUGCAUCACAAACUCAGCAUAGAUGUAGCACUGAGGAAGUUUUGUUGUCAAGCCUUAUGUAGCUCAGUUUCUGUGACUGGUUACUGUGUUGUAAUUUGUGUGCCUAUUUUUGGUGUGUGCCAGUGCUGUAUAUACGCUUUUUUGUGUGCUGAAGUUGUGUGUACCAAUGUUUUUGAGUGAUCAUCAAAUAUUUGUGUGCUUCUUCUGUUCAAAGAAAAAAAAAUGUUGCUCCGAUCUUAAUCACCAACCCUAUGCCCCACGACUCAAGCAAAAACCUGUCACUUGUCAUGUCAGCCAGACUAAACAGCUAAAAACAAAAUGUUAACUUUGCACUGUCAUGGUCACAUCUUUCUAGACUUUUGCACUGUUUUGCACCAGUGAACUUUUUACAUUCCUUUGAUAUGUUUUCAGGCAUUUAAGGGAUGAUAUCCACAAAAAUGAAAAGGCCAUGCUAAAAACACUUAUACUAAUGAGGCAUUAAAAUAGCGUGCUAUUAGAAAUUAGUGAAUUUAACUAGCUUUGCAAAUCUCAUUUAAGAUGAUUAGAAAUAGAAUAACUGAUAGUGAACACUAACUGAAUGUUUACAUAAUUUCACAUUUAUCCUUUAAUAAUCCAUUGGUCAGACCCCAAAAUAUCAGCACCACUUAAGGUGGCAAAGGUUUAUAAUAACAGUCCAUGUUUGUAGUUAUGGUAGACUUUCCUGAGUGGUAGCUGAGUUAUAGUUAUCAGCUGAUGAUGUGAGCCACCCCCUAUUGAAGAUUGCCAUUAAGCUGUGGUAAAUAUCUUGGUUUAGGCUCAAGGCGAAGACAUGUUUUGAUGUUUGAAAUUAAUGUGUUUGGUCUCAUUUUAAAGGGAGUCCUCUAAGCAUUCACUCAAACCCAAAGUCAAUAUACUAAUGUUGAAAUUACCACUUAACUAGUCAAUAUUUAUUCCAUGUUGUCCUUGUUCCGUUUGUCUUCAUAUGUCAAACUCUGGAAGCAGUGUAAGCAAGAGUCACAUUCCUUGUUUGUGUUCACAUACCUGACCAAUUAAACUGACUAGAGACUUGCCCGGGACUCUUUUCAUAAUCCUGCAGCGUGUGCCAUCCACUCCCAUCUGCACCUGCAACAGGUGUGUCAAAUCCUGCCCGCAUCGUACACAGAUUCUGACAAUCCAUGAAUGUGUUCACUUAAGCACCACCAUAACAAAAUUUCCUUCCCGAAUGAAGGAAAACUCAAAGAAAACAACCACAACACUCACAUCCUCAUCAUGCGUAAAGGUGCCAUACAUGGAUAAAGGAGCAGCUCAGACUAAUUUAACUCCUUGUUAUGGCUUAGUAAUAGCAAUGUAAUAGCAAUUUAUUGAUCAUCCAUUUUAAAGUCAUACAGAAGUGGAAUUGUUUCCUGAUCUCUAUAAAGUUUGUGCAUCAUAAAAACUGCAGAGCAUGUACAUCAGCUCUAUUAAACAGUAAACUAAUCCUUAGUCUCUAACACCAUAUUACCAUCCUCAUUAUUAGAUUUUUAAUGCAAUAAGACCAAUUUGGCAUGGAAAGGGGUGUUUUUUCCCCCAAAUAACUGCAUAAUGGCUCAGCGUCUCUGCAGGAAGCUAUGCAUUUGCGGGGAUUGGCCUAGAACAUAAUAAGAGGAGCAUUGAAGCUGUGCCUUUUCAAUUAUUUACAAAGUUUUUGUGCACACGCUUUAUUGUGGAGCCUUAACAAAGCAUCACACCAUUUGGGGUGAGAAGAGCAGACACACAUUCAAACAUGUUUACGCAGCGCUGUCAAUUACAACUGACAAAUAACAGAAGAUAAACCUUGAUUUCUAACACCAAUGUGCGACACAUCUCCAGUAUUAUCUUUGUUAAUAUGAGCAUAGAGAAGUGCUUCAAAGAGGGCUUACUUUGAUCAGGGAUCGUGGAGUAGGUGUAUCAUCAUAUCCAGGCGUGCCAAAUAUGUUUCCUUGUGGGUGUGUUUCAACAAAUUCCAGUUAUUGUUAAAAGAAAAACCAGAGUCAUCAGCCCAGUUUAGUUUCUGUCUUUUAAUGUGUGUUGGAGCGUUGUGGUGGAUUGAGCGUAUUUGUUAAAUAAGUGAUGUAAUGGGGGAUCAAGGAUCAAGGAUCAAGGAUAUCUUUAUUAUCCCCGAGGGGUAAUUUGCUUCACAGCCAGCAGUACCAUACAAGCAAUUUCACUCAAAAUAGGAAUAAAAUAAAAGUUCAAACACAUAGGAAACAUUCAAAGACACAGAAAACAAUGGCAAUGGCCUCAAAAUAAAUAAGUCGUGGGCAAAUUUCACCUUGAACUAUUUAAAAGGCUAAUGGCAGUCGGGAUAAAAGAAUUCUUCAGUCUGUUUGUCUUGCAUGAUGGAAGGACACAUCUGCGUCCAGAGGGGAGCAGUGUGAACUCCUUAAAGAGUGGAUGGUCUGGUUCACCAAGGAUGGACUGGGCUUUUUUAAGAGAUCUGAGUUUAAAUAUGUCAGUCAGAUCACUCAGAGUAGUGCCUGCAAUUUUGCAGCAGGUUUUAACUAAGCCUAGCAGCCGAUUUUUGUGAACCAUAAAAACAGAUAAAAGAGAAUGUAAGAACAGAUUCAAUAAAACAAGAGUAAAACAUUUUCUGAAAAGUACUGUCCAUGUUAAAAUUCCUUAAAAUCUUUGGUUAAUUUUCUUGCAGACAGCAUCUACCUGAGGCUCAAAGUUCAUUCUGUCAUCCACAACAGUACCCAGGUAUUUAUACUGGCUCACUUUCCCCAUGGACUAUCCAUUAAUCAACAAAGGAGAAAUGGCAAUGGGAUUCUUCCUAAAAUCCACAGUCAUUUCUUUUGUUUUUAAAACAUUAAUCUUUAAAAAGGAUUUGUCACACCAUUCCAUAAAAUCAGUUAAAAUGGGACCAUGAUCUAGGUCAUCGUUAGAGAGAAGUGACACAAUCACAGAGUCAUCAGCAAAUUUAAUUAUGUGUCGCUUCUCAUACUGACUCCGACAUUCGUUUGUGUAUAAAACAAAUAAAAGCGGUGAGAGGACACAUCCUUGAGGUGAGCCAGUAGAAGAAAUGCUAAAAUCUGAUAAAAUACCAUUAACGCUCACGCGUUGAGUCCUUCCAGUUAAAAAAUCCAUUAGCCAGCUUAUCAGACCAAGAUCAAUCAAUUUUUUCUGCUAAAAUGUGGGGCUGAAUAAUGUUAAAAGCUGAGGAGAAAUCAAUAAAAAGUAAACGUGCAAAAGUCUUUACUCCCUCAAGGUGAGUUAAAAUUAUAUUAAGAAGUGUGGCAAGAGCGUCGUCAACACCCCUGCCAGGUCUGUAUGCGAACUGAAGGGGGUCAAGUUCAGCGUUGACAAUGUUUGAAAGCUCAUCUUUAACAAUCCUUUCAAAAGACUUCAUUGCUAAAGAGGUAAGAGCUACAGGCCUGUAAUCAUUUAGUGACUUUGGUGCACUAGUUUUUGGCACAGGUACAAUAAUAGAAUCCUUCCAAAGGCUAGGUACUCUAAAAAGUUGAAGGGAUUGGCUAAAAAUGAAACUAAAAAUGUCUGACAGUUGUGCAGAACAAUUUUUAAGAACACGACCACCAAGACCGUCAGGGCCAGGACGUUUCUUUUCCUUAAUGCCAUGAAAAAAUUUCUGAACUCUGGCCUUAUCCACAGGGAUGCAGGGCAGUUCAGAAGAAUGAUCUACAUUUUUAAAAGCAGAGAUCUCAUCACUAAAAUCAUGGACAUUAAAACGGUUAAAAAAGGUGUUCAGUUCAUUAGAGAGGUCAGAGUCAGACAUCCCAUUAAAAGAAAUAAAACUUUUCUUGGGCUGCAUCCCCAUCAUGGUUUUAACCCCCUCCCAUGUAGGCCGAGAGUUACCAGAGGUUAACAUGUUCUGCACUUUGUCGCUGUAAUUGAGCUUUGCAAGUUUCAGCUCUUUUUUAACCUGCUUCUGAAAGACCCGAUACCGAGCCUCAUCUCCCUGAAUGAAGCUGAUAUUUCGCUGAACGAUUGUUUGUUUUAUAGAUUUUGUGAUCCAAGGUUUGUUAUUUGGAUAAAGGAGGACAGAUCUCUGGGGAUGACUAAAUUCUCACAGAAAUUAAUAUAAGAAAACACAAUUUCAGUCAAUUCAUCUAGGUCUGUGCAAGAAUAUUUAAACAUGUCCCAGUCCGUACGAUCAAAACAUUCCUGCAGACAGCAAAUAGAGUCCUCCAACCAGGCUGGAACCAAUCUUCGUUCCGGCUUGUGUCUCUUCAGGACAGGUUUGUAUGACGGAACUAAAUAAACCGUGUAGUGAUCCGACAUGGCAAGUGGAGCUCUCUUAUGGGAUUUAUAAGACGGGGUCCGGAAGGGGGGCAAACUGACGCACAAGGCACAACAAUUUGAAAUUUAUUCCAAAUUUGUACAUAUUUAUGAUUUUUUGAUGGCACCAGUUUUGAACCAGUACAAGCAAGAAGUCUUCUGAGAGGUAUCAAGUACAAUAGGAGCAACAGUGUGGUGUGCAAAUCGAGACAGACACAGACACGCUGCUAAUUAUAGUAGUAAGAUUCUGAUUCCCACCAAAGAUAGCUCAGCUGCUACUUCUGCCAGUCAAUCACAAAUCUCUAGCUUGAAUCAUUCAGAAGAUUAACUUCUUCCACAGAAAUACUUAAAGUAAUGCAUGCUUACAGAAUCACUGUAUGACUUUGUGAAGUAUUGUUCCUUAUCUUUACAAUACUGCUAUGGUUAUUAUAUUUUGAAAUAUUCAGUGUUUUAUUAAACAUAGAAAAGAUAUUUUGAAAUGACAAAAUUAACCAAAGUAUAUUCACUGAUGGCAAUGAUUUCUUUAAACUCUGAAAUAUAAAUCACCAACUACCUGGAUUAGGAGCUUAUCUGGUAUUGCUAUAAUUUGUGGCUCACAAUAUCAUCUCACAAUGAAAAAGUGUGGGUAAGUGUGGGCAAUUAAUCACAAAUUAGAUUAAAUCGCCGUUUGGCCUGCUGCAAUUUACAAAUCGCAGAAGUUGCAAUAUUUCUUUAACUUGAAAUGUUUCAAAAUACCAGCUUGACAGAUUCAUUUUGCAUCAGCAGCAGGGAUUUUGUGCACAUUAUGCAAUCAUUCAAGUGUCAACACAGUGGUCCAUUUAAAUAUGAUGUACCUCUCACUAAUCCCUGCUUUCAUCAAUGCUGAUGCACCACACCGCUGGGAAAACUUCGCC
Cheilinus undulatus (humphead wrasse) is the source of this 7877-nucleotide messenger RNA. RefSeq names its product potassium voltage-gated channel, Shaw-related subfamily, member 1b (gene kcnc1b). Bases 924 to 2687 code for a protein of 587 amino acids. Gene Ontology annotation, cellular component: dendrite membrane; voltage-gated potassium channel complex; neuronal cell body membrane. Gene Ontology annotation, molecular function: protein binding; delayed rectifier potassium channel activity. Lineage: Eukaryota; Metazoa; Chordata; Actinopteri; Labriformes; Labridae. The record is from RefSeq and is a predicted model, not a curated record. The transcript has 4 exons. Gene Ontology annotation, biological process: potassium ion transmembrane transport; protein homooligomerization.